UUCCAGAAUUACAGUUACAUGUCCAGUUUCUCUCUCUAAACAUCUAGCCAACCUCAUUCUUAGAGUUUCAUCUCCACUUUAUCUCUCUAAACAUCUAAGAGACAAUAUUCUUGAGUUAGGGUCCUUGUGUUUCUCAUCUGGGAAAACCCACCUUCUUCUCUUCCAAUUCCAACAUCUAGAUUACGGUUUCAAGCUUCAUCUUCGGAAAAGAACUGUUCUUCUCUCUCUAAAACAAAAACCCAUCUUUCUUUUUCCUCCAUUUCUUUAAUUUUUUGCAUCCAUGGAUACAAUAGAAGUCCCCCCAUAUUUCCUUUGCCCUAUCUCCCUCCAAAUCAUGAGAGACCCAGUAACUGUUUGCACAGGAAUAAGCUAUGAUAGAGAGAGCAUGGAGAAAUGGAUUUACACAUACAAGAACACAAGUUGCCCCGUAACGAACCAGACCCUAUCAGACCAAGAGCUCACACCAAACCACACUCUUCGGCGAUUAAUCCAAGCAUGGUGCACUGCUAAUUCGUCAAAUGGAAUUGAGCGAUUCCCGACACCGAAGCCACCUGUAUGCUUGGAAAGGGUCAAUCAGCUCUUAGCAGUGGCUCGACUCAACGAUCCCAAACUGAGUUCGCUACGUGAGCUCAGGGAUCUUGCCAUCGCUAGUGAGAUGAAUAGAAGGCGCAUAGGGAGUGCGGGUGCUAUUCCGGUCAUGGCUCAUCUCAUUUUGGGACAAAAAGAUAGAGGGGAUGAGUCCAUGGCCACCAUUGAAGAAGCUUUGAGCAUAAUUCAUGUUCUGCAGGUCUUAGAAGACACAGUAAAGAGCAUUGUGGCUUCAGAUAAUGGUGCUUUUAUUGAUUCUCUAUCAUGGGUUUUACUCAACGGGUCUUAUCGAUCGAGGCUUUAUUCCGUUUCAAUCCUAAAGACUGUGCUCAAGCUGGUUGAGCCCACCAUUAUCACUAGCCUAAAGCCCGAACUCUUUCGAGCCAUGGUUCGAGUCAUGAAUAAUCAGGUCUCGAGCCAGGCAACCAAGUGUGUGCUUCAAAUUUUAAUGGAGGUUUGCUCAUUGGGUAGGAAUAGAGUCAAGGCUUGUGAGGAAGGUGCAAUGCCUGUGAUCAUACAGAUGCUUAUAGAGAGCACAGAGAGGAGAGAGAGAGAGUUAUUAUUAGGGGUUCUUGAUUUGCUUUGUGGGUGUGCUGAAGGUCGAGCCGAAUUACUUAGACAUGGAGCUGGUGUUGCUGUGGUUUCGAAGAAGAUUUUCAGGGUUUCAACGACUGCUACUGAGAGAGCAGUGAAGAUACUUUGGUCUCUCUGCAAAUAUUCCGCAACCCAUGGCGUUUUAAUGGAGAUGUUAAAUAUUGGAGCUGUUUCCAAGCUUUGUAUGGUGGUUCAAACGGACUGUAGCUUCAAGGCCAAGGAGAAGGCCAAAGAGGCUCUUAGGAUGCAUGCCAAGACAUGGAAGAGCUCACCUUGUGUUCCUUCUCAUUUGCUUUCAGCCUUUUCAAUUCACUGAGGAUGCCCCAACUCUUGAUUCUCUUACUUUAUUCACAUACUUUGUACAUAAUUCUUGAAGAAUUGGAAAUGAUCGUUAAAAAGAAAUAGAAAUACACAGUUUAUUACUGCAGAAGUGAUGGGAGUCACAAAAAUGUAACUUUUUGAACAUUGUAGUAAACAAGAUGGGAACAUAAAUACU
Messenger RNA from Amborella trichopoda, 1678 nucleotides. It is a transcript of the gene PUB23, whose product is annotated as plant U-box 23. Gene Ontology annotation, molecular function: ubiquitin protein ligase activity. Lineage: Eukaryota; Viridiplantae; Streptophyta; Magnoliopsida; Amborellales; Amborellaceae. Gene Ontology annotation, biological process: protein ubiquitination. The record is from RefSeq and is a predicted model, not a curated record.